Messenger RNA from Corticium candelabrum, 2469 nucleotides. RefSeq lists its product as uncharacterized. Bases 560 to 2467 code for a protein of 635 amino acids. The record is from RefSeq and is a predicted model, not a curated record. The transcript has 5 exons. NCBI's taxonomy places the organism in Eukaryota, Metazoa, Porifera, Homoscleromorpha, Homosclerophorida, Plakinidae.
UAGCAAACGAUGACUUGUACUCCGGAGGAGCAGACUCUUCGAAUUAAUUAACAAUCGUUUUGAAGUUUUGCAAGAACGAAACCAUCGGGUAUUUAUCAUUGCCCGUGCUGACGAAUGCAAGGCACAAUGGGCCAGUCAAUUUUUAGAGAAGGAAAUUGAGAAAAGGAAAAUUUCAUGCUCGACGUCGAAUAAGCUCAAGCCUGGUUCAUGUUGGAUAGAGAGUGCAGCAGAUGUCAUCUAUAAAAGCACUAUCAUUCUAGUGAUCAUUUCACACAAAUUUAAAGACUGUUCACAAGCAUCGAGACUACUAUCAGUUGCUCUCAGCAGGUCAAUAAAAUGUCCUGAAUUUUGUUGUUUAGUUCCUGUCAUCAUUACAAAAGAUGCAGCUGCAAUUCCUCAAGAAUUAGAGCACCUUACAUCUAUCACAUGCAUUAAGAAGGAUCCACAAGCUAUCAUCACUCGUCUUGAUGCUUUACUUGCAGACCCACCACGUCCACGACCUUCCAGGAGAAGCAAAGUGACAUCAAAAUUGCGAAAGUGUGUUCGAGGACUUUCUUCAAUGAGAUCUUCCUCAUGCAGUAGGAGAAACCCCAGUAGAAAAUAUCACCGCAUUUUCAACAAAAGGCAUCAAGACAGCAGAACUUCAAAAAAGAGAUUGGUUGUGAAUGUGAAAACAAAGUCAGGACAGAUCAGCACUGUCAGCAGAAAUGAAUCGACAAGAAAGGUUUUCAUUGGUCACAAUCACACAGAUGAUAUGUCUGUGAACUUCGUCAAUAACAAGAUAAUCCCAAUUCUUAAAACAAAUGGGAUUACUUCAUGUGACAAAAUGACUCUUACAAAUGGGAAUGUAGAUUCUCAAGACCUAAUUGAUCCAACGUUAGAGUUGGGUAAAAUGCUGUCCAAGACAUCUGAUAGUAUUAUGGACUCCUGCUUUGGAACUAUUGUGGUUGUGCCAUCUCAACCUGGCACUUUACAAUCACCACUUGAUAAAAUACUUUUUCACUCAAUCGAGCCAAGAUUUGAAUCAGGAAAACUUCAAGUCCUGUGUGUUCGGCUAACUCAGACUGGCAUUGUUCCUGUACAACUGAGAGGUACAGCUACAGCUGAUUACUUCAACGCUGAAGUUAGCAGUAAGUGGCCAGAUCUAAUUACCCAUUUCCUUGAACCUGUUCAAAUGUACAAGUUUUCGUCACCAUCAGCUGUCUUUCCAGAGGCAGAUGUACCUAAGGUGCCUUCUUUACCGUUGUAUUACGAAUUUGAUGUCCGGCGCCUAUCAGUUCAUCGUUUUCUCUGUAGGGCAAAUAAAUUCAAAUUUACUGUUCCCAUUCUUCUGCUGACUUUCCAGUUCAUUGUCACCAUAUUCAUCAAGACAUAUGAGACUGAGGACAAAUGGAAUUCCUCAAACUCCAAGUUGCAAGAUUCUCCAAUUUUUUUGUGCAGUCCUAGUUCUGUCACGACUGUCAGUUUCUUCCUUACUUUUGUCGAGAUGACUUUAAAGACAGGUAUUCCUUUGCUCAUGAUCAUCAAAGUCAAAGCAAUGACGACAGCUAUGAACAGCAGCCUUGUUCUUCGUUUUCGAUACUGUGAUAUCAACACAGUUUGGUCUGUGCUCAACAAACUAUACCAGCCAAGAGAGCUCAUCGCUGUCAAUGCCAAUAAUACAAUUCGAGUGGCUGAAAGAAUGAUUGAAAAAGCUUUAUUCAUUGCUGUAUGUCAAACUGUCGUACACAGUUUCAUUUUGGCACUUGCUUUGUGCUUACUGGGAGCCCUUUACGAUCCAGUCUAUGACAGCUGCAGUUUCCUGGAUCGACAUGACUCUUCUACUGUGGUUACAGUUAUGGUUAUGGACUUUUUGACGGUUUUCAUAGGACUCAGUUGUAUUGGAAUUGGACAGGCACUAUUUGCUUGCGAAACAAAACUGUGUAUGUACAAGGAUAUGUGGGCUGACAGUCUAGGCAUGUCAUCGAGCCCAUUCCUGCAGCAGUGGGAAAUUUACAAAGAUACAUGGUACAACUGCAAGAAAUGGGCUAUUGGAUUGAUCAUCAUCCUUUUGAUGUAUCCGUUUGGAUCAUAUUUAUUGUAUUUAUGUCAAAGCGUAUCAGAAAGGGAGUCAUUUGAGAGUUUUCCUAUUAGGAUCCUUAGAGCUUGCGACUUUUUUGCCAUCUGUCCUUCGGCAUGGUUUCUGGUAAAUUUGUCUCUUCCUCUGGAUGUUUUAUUAUUUGGGCUGUUGAUCUGGUAUAUCCAAACACAACCAGGAGAUUACAAUGUCGCAGGGAUCCACAAAUAUCGAGGGUACCAUGUGAACUUGCUGUUGUGGCACCUUGUUUUACGCGUCUGUUUUUUGGUGAUGCUGGAUAUCGGAGUGUGCUGCUAUCGUGGCAAAUGGAAACGAUGUCAGUCUUACGUCUCUACAGCCUUCCAGUGUAUAACAACGAUAGCUGCAGUACUGUUAUUAGGUUGUCUAUAAUU